CUAAUCUCCCUUGCUGUAUAUUUAUCCCCUCGUCCCGUUCCGCUCGCGGUCUCAACCCGUCUCCCGUUUACCCACUCUAUCAUCAUGACUUCCACGACAGUUACCACCUCCCCACUUGUGCAGACGAAAUCAUUUCGACUGACAAGACCCAGUAUUGUCGGUCCAGACAGCCCAGAGCCUCCAUUUCCGAUCCAGCUGUCUGGCCCUGUACAACGCGGUUUCGGGCGCGGUGGUAAGGAUCUCGGCUGUCCAACAGCUAACUUGCCCGAUGAAUCUCUUCCCGCCAUGAGCACCGUCACGAAAACGGGAGUUUACUACGGUUUUGCUCAGAUUACCCCGCGCGCCAACGCAGACCACGCCCUUUCCAAGGAGGAGACGAGCGUUCUCCCCAUGGUCAUGAGCCUCGGAUGGAACCCUUUCUACAAGAAUGAGCGGAUGACAGCUGAAAUCCACAUACUGCACGAGUUCAAGUCAGAUUUCUAUGGAUACGACAUGAAAGCUCUCGUUCUCGGAUAUAUUCGUCCGGAGCUGGACUACACCUCCCGAGAGGCCCUCGUAGACGACAUUAAUAUGGAUAAACAAGUUGCCCUCAACUCGCUCGAUCGUCCGGCUUAUCAGACAUACACCUCAGACCCAUUUUUUGCCUCCAAUACCCCGCCUCAGUAAAGCAACAGCCUCGGCGAGAGGAUUGCGGAUAUAAGCUUUAUGCCUUAGAAUUUAGAAGUACUUUGAAGGGAAGUUCCGGUGGGUCUGGGGUCAUUUGCAGUAUACAUUAAAGAGUCACUUGAUUUUGCAACGACACACAUUGGAAAUCUAAUCUGUUGGAAUGCCGAAUGAAUUGU
Messenger RNA from Coniophora puteana RWD-64-598 SS2, 842 nucleotides. RefSeq names its product riboflavin kinase. The transcript is spliced from 4 exons. The record is from RefSeq and is a predicted model, not a curated record. Gene Ontology annotation, cellular component: mitochondrion. Gene Ontology annotation, molecular function: riboflavin kinase activity. Bases 85 to 666 code for a protein of 193 amino acids. NCBI's taxonomy places the organism in Eukaryota, Fungi, Basidiomycota, Agaricomycetes, Boletales, Coniophoraceae. Gene Ontology annotation, biological process: riboflavin biosynthetic process; FMN biosynthetic process.